Messenger RNA from Leptidea sinapis, 1018 nucleotides. RefSeq names its product alpha-ketoglutarate-dependent dioxygenase alkB homolog 7, mitochondrial. The record is from RefSeq and is a predicted model, not a curated record. NCBI's taxonomy places the organism in Eukaryota, Metazoa, Arthropoda, Insecta, Lepidoptera, Pieridae. Gene Ontology annotation, biological process: fatty acid metabolic process; DNA damage response. The transcript is spliced from 5 exons. Bases 91 to 834 code for a protein of 247 amino acids. Gene Ontology annotation, cellular component: mitochondrial matrix.
UGACACAUGAAAGUCAGACCUCAGCUGUUUUAUGUUUAUUGUUGUUUGAAGAAAAUUUUCAAGAUUUAAUUUUACCGGAAUACUCUGAGAAUGAAAAUUAAUAUUAUGUUAUCAUAUUUAAGAAACUGUAAAUUUAGGCACUACAUUAUUACGCGGACAUACUGUACGGAAAUCCUACGCGAACAACCGAAGGAAUUUGUUACUAGUGCUAUUGGUGACAUAAAUUUUAUAGACUUUCAUUCAACCUGGAAAAAUGACGAAGAAGAAGCACUAAGAAAACAGGUUCUGGAGCAUAUGCGUGUGAUUCCUGAUUUCAUAUCUGAAGCCGAAGAGAACUCUCUCCUGGCGGAGGUAGAGCCCCAGCUGAAGAGAAUGAGAUACGAGUUUGAUCACUGGGAUAAUGCUAUACAGGGCUACCGGGAGACGGAGCGCGGCUCGUGGAGUGAGGCCAACAGUUCGACCCUGGCGCGAGUACGAGCGGCAGCCUUCCCCCCGGGCGCUGCCCUGCUGCCCCACGUGCACGUACUGGACCUGGCCGCAGCAGGACACAUCCGGCCGCAUGUGGACGCCGUGCGGUUCUGCGGCGACACAAUAGCGGGCCUGUGUUUGCUGUCGACGGCGGUAAUGAGGCUGACGCAUGAGGAGCGGCCGCACAUCGCGUUCGAUGCCUUGCUGCAGAGACGCUGCCUGUACAUCAUGAGCGGCGCGGCACGCUACAGCUUCAAGCACGCCGUGCUGGGUAAUGAGGACAGCACGUGGUGUGGCCGCCGGGUGCAGAGACUCCGCCGGGUGGCCGUCAUAUGCCGCGAGGCACCUCCCGCUCAUGCAGCCUGAAGCUGAUCUAGAGGAUCUGCUGCGUAUCUUGAGCGAAUAUGCGCCAUUAUCGCGACCAAAAUAUUCGCUUAAUCCCGAUACUAAUAUUAAUUAUUUUCCUUUACUUCGACGAUGUUGUUAUUUAAUUCUAGUUCAAUGUGCCUUAACGAGUAUUAUUUAAUUAUACGACGGUUAUAAAAUGUUA